This is a messenger RNA of Rhipicephalus sanguineus (brown dog tick), 1438 nucleotides long. Its product is annotated as protein krueppel-like. NCBI's taxonomy places the organism in Eukaryota, Metazoa, Arthropoda, Arachnida, Ixodida, Ixodidae. Bases 59 to 373 code for a protein of 104 amino acids. The record is from RefSeq and is a predicted model, not a curated record. The transcript has 3 exons.
AGCUAGCUGAAGGCUAAAUGCGGAGAUGACAAGGUGAUGUAACAGCUCCAAUCGAUCGAUGUACAGAAAGAGGGCCGUAAGUAACUCGCAUCAGGAACUUCGAACAAGUCUUGGUGACUUGAUUGUGGCUGACCUUGGCGAGCCGCACCUGGUGCCGCAGAGGCUGUCUCGACGGUUUGGGUGCAGCCUGUGCUCCUACACGGCGGCUGCCAGCAGUCUCGUGGAACGUCACAUGCGGACGCAUACGGGCGAGCGGCCAUACCGGUGCGAACACUGCUCCAAGGCAUUCAGCCAACGAUGCAACCUGGUGCGGCACUGCAGGAUGCACACAGGUCAGCGACUAUCAAGCGGCAUUUCAAAAAGACGUGUUUAGAGCCACCUCAAUGUCACCCUGCCUUGGAGCCUUACUACAAUAAUGCCUGGGACAAGCGAAACCCAACGAUGCCAUGUACAGAUGGGCAGUUAGCCUUAGAACGUUUGUCACAGUAUAUUUACAAGUUCACAGGUUUUGAAAUACCAUUGUUUCAAUGUAACCCCUUGCCAUGCAGCAGCAUCGGAAAGCUGAACAAGUCAAAGGAGGCAAUGCCGGAGUCCUCAGGUGAUCCAUCCAUGCUGGCAAAGAAGUCCUAUUUGCCUCUUACAGUAUUUAAUUUCAUUAUGUCGCAGCCGCUGACUAGCCGCUGAGGUAAAAUAUUUUUCUAAACAACUUGCAAUCAUCUUUUUUUGUGUGUGCAGCUUUCUUUUUUUGUUAAUGCAUCAAGAUGCUGAAGGAAGAUGAUUGAUCAAUAUAAAUGAGUGAUUGAUCAAAGUAGCCAAGUUGUCAGCGGAGAUGGUUGAUCAUUGUUGUUUUCCAGUCAAGCAAUUAUGUUUGUAAUUCUCUUGCCUGGCUGUAAUUGUGUUGUAGAUUUCACGCAGCCUUGCUGCUUUGGGCAUAGCCAUUCCAUGUAUCCGAAGCUGCACUGCAGCUUGGCGCUGUAUUCAGUGAUAGGCCGAAGGUGCAGCGUUAAGUUGCCUUCAAUGUUAAUUUAAUGUACAAGCAAACGAAUAACCUCAUUCCUGGUAUUCCUGUGUUUUUUUUUACUUGUCACAUAGUAUAGCAAGCUAUUAUCAAUAAAUAGAUCAGUAUAUAGUAUAUAUAAAGUCCUUAAAUAUUUAAAAAUAUUUACAUGUUCCAGCUACUUCUAUCACACUUUAUGGUCUCCAAACACAUUCACGUUAGUCACGCUUCUGUCAUACCUCUAUUUAGGCAGCAAGUCAGUCAGCCCAUCACAAUUGUGUUCUCAGUCUAGUACAAGUUGCUAAGAAACUAGGUGAUACAUAUAACAUUAUUGUGCCAGCCCGCAUUGUGGCAGUUAAUAGAGCGUAGUACUAUUUUAUUGUUGUUUUCUUUCCUGUACUUGUGCAUACAUAUAAGCCAUGUGCGUAUACAUUGCAGUGA